AUGUCACUGAACAUCCGCGUCCUUGAGCACGACUCUCAGCUUCAUCACUUAGUCACUCAUGCAGUGAAUGGGGUGAGCCUGUUUCUUCCCACAGUGGCGGUGGAGGGGAGAAAUGUGUCUCUGAGGUGUACUUGGACUGCCGGGACUGAGAUUACAGUCGCGUGGGGCAAAAACGACGUAGCCGUCACCGCUGACUCCAGGAUCACCAUCUCAGGAGGCUCUCUGGUCAUCAACCCGGCCAGGCGGGGGGACGCUGGGACAUACACGUGUACCGUCAGCAACCUCGUCAGCGCCCAAACCGCCACACAGAGCCUCACUGUCUACUAUGGUCCCGACACCCCGGUGCUGACCAAGGACACCCCGAAAGAGUGUGUCGGUGGAGGGGACGUGUUGGUUGGACAGAAGGUGCGUCUCACCUGCAUGUCUGACUCGCUGCCCCCUGCCCUCUUCUCAUGGCAACGUGACGGACAGGCGGUCGCGUCGGGCCAGCCGGACAGCGGGGUGCUCAGCCUUCAGACGUUCUCUACGGACGAGAGCGGCCGCUACGUCUGCACGGCCAGAAACAGCAUCACCGGAGUCACGUCGGAGCAGGCGACAGACUUGGCCAUCGUCGACACAUGUCUAACUGUAGGGGAAGUGGUGGGGAUUGUGAUUGGCGGUUUGCUGCUGAUCCUAAUCAUCAUCCUCCUCAUCGUGCUCAUUGUCUGUCUCGCACGAAGGAGGAGGAGGAGGGGACAACCGAGAGAAAAUGAUACCACUGUGCUUGUGCAGAAGUCCGACCCAGUUCCCAGGCCUGUACCUCAAGAUCCACAACCUAAUGGUGCAAGGGAUUUGGGCCAAGGUCCCCAUCCUCCCCUCUAUCACACGCACACACACACACGCCCCCCUGACCGCUUAUACACAGCGCCGCAGCAGGGCCGCGGCAACCCGCAGACACUGCCGCCGGACGGGCUGCACAGCUCCGACACACACCGGCACAAUGGCCGAACAAAUAGACUCCCACACAAUACAGCUCAGAACGGCAAUUCAUACCCACACAAUGGCAUUGACAAUACAGCUUUCACACACACUGAUACUCCGAAUGUGAACACACAGCCCCAAAAUCCCAACAUCCUCAUACAGGCUGGCUCCGGGCAAGGCGGCGCUCAGCCGUCGGCGGUCCACGUCAACCUGAACACGCUGCCACAAAACGCCCAGCAGAACAACAACAACAACGCUCCGAUGCCGACCAUUCAUGUCAACCUGAACUCGUACCCAACCAACGGCCAGCAGACUCAGCAGGACAGCUCGUUUCCUCUCACCAACACAACCAACAAUAACAACACACAAAGUCAACAAAACUUGACACAUGCAGGUGAAUUAAAUCCCAGAAUACAAAAUGAGCAGCCGUAUCAUAGUGAGCCCCGGGUGAUUGGUCACGAACAUCCGCGUGAACUUAUCCCGACCGGAUACACACAUUAUAACAGUAAUAACAAUUCCCUCCGAAACGCCAACACACAGACGUACCAGCAGGAGCCAGAGCCUCAUGGCAGGUCGGACAGAAACUCUUGGGAUCUCCUCAGAGGGACGCCAGCGUAUCCCAGCGGCACUUUUCAGAGACGACAGCCCCCCCCGGAGUACUCCUCUGACUCCACAUACUACACCACAGACUACUCCACAGACUACACUUCCCACCCUCCCAUACGUGAGGUCAGAACGCCAAGCAGGUCUCAGCCUCGACCUCAGAGCCGAGCCGCUUCCCGGGACAGAGCUCCGUCCAGACGGGAUGCGGAGUCAGCGGACAGACGGACGCGGAGCCGCUCGGCUGAUCUCCGAGCUCCAAACACUCGCGGUGUAUCACAGCUUGAGGCUGAACGCCACACACAGAUAAGUGGCCACACACAAAGGAUGAGUGCUCAGCGAGACAUCAGAGUUUCGCCUGGUAGCCAGAUCGCCCCGAGGCAGGAAGCCACACACAGCAAUAACCCCCGGGCUCUGCCUCUCAGGAGCCAGCCGGCCUCUGUGGGCCGCUCUGCUGCGUCACAAGGACCCGCAACACAACAGGGACCGACUGCACUGCGGGGGGCAGAUUCAAGAGCUUUGGCUGAUCCUAAUCACCUUCCACAGGCACACAUGGCCCAGCAACACAGAGCAGCGCCGAUCCAAACACCACCACAAGGCCUGGGCAAAGAGACACAGCCUGUCAUAAAUGGUGCCAGUCAACCUCGCCAAAGAGGCACCGCUCCAAACUCCGGCUUCUCUGCCCAGCGUAAUCCCAGUAACCUAACCCAGGCUGCACUUACAGCCCACACUAAGAGCGCUGAGACAUUUCAGAAUCGGAAGCAGCAGACCCAGGCUGCCCUGCUGCACCCCGGCCCACAGACACUUCCAGACCCUCCCCGAGAAGCGGCACAAAUCUCCACAUCGAGGUCCUCAGCCCCCAAGACCUCCUGUUAA
Molecule: messenger RNA, 2436 nt
Organism: Centropristis striata (black sea bass)
Lineage: Eukaryota; Metazoa; Chordata; Actinopteri; Perciformes; Serranidae
Exons: 7
Coding region: 1-2436 (811 amino acids)
Source: RefSeq, a predicted model, not a curated record